AUGGCCGCGGCCGUGAAGCCGGCGCCGGCGACGAAGGAGUGGGAGGUGCACAAGUUCGGCGGCGCGUCGCUCGCGGACGCGGGGCUCUACCGGACCGUCGGCGACCUGCUCAUCCAGGAGGCCAUGGGCAAGCAGUCCGACGGCGCCGUGCCGACCAUGGCCAUCGUGUCGGCCAUGGGCGGCAUGACGGAUUUGCUGGUCAAGGUCGUCGACAGCGCCUUGGUCGACAUCGACCAGGCCAAGGUCGACCUCGACGCGGCCGUCGAGCGCCAGCUCGGGACGCUCAACGAGCUCGCGCCGCCGGAGAUCGUCGCGCCCAUCGAGCGGCGCAUCCGCGACGACGCGGCCGACGUGAUCUCCCUCGUGCGCUCGCUGACGCUCAUCAAGUCCGUGCCGGCGGUGACCAUGAAGGUCGUCACGGGCUUCGGCGAGAUCUGGUCCGCGCAGACGCUCCACGCCUACCUCCAGACCCAGGGCGUGCCCUGCGACUGGGUCGACGCGCGCGAGAUCUUGGUGGUCAAGUCCGACUCCGCGGGCCUCGGCGAGAAGGGCUCGACGUCGACGACGGGCGUCGUGCCGCUCUGGGGCGAGACGUCGAAGCGCAUGGCCGCGUGGUGGACCAAGUGGGGCCAGCCCUUCGAGAAGCUCGACUACAACGAGAAGAGCCCCAUCCUCGUCUGCACGGGCUUCGUGGCGACGUCCAAGGACGGCGUGCCGACGACGCUCAAGCGGUCCGGAAGCGACUACUCGGCGACGAUCUUCGCCAAAUUGCUCGGCGCGUCGCGCGUGACCAUGUGGAAGAACACGAACGGCGUCUACACGGCGGACCCGCGCCGCGUGCCCGAGGCCUUCCCCAUCGAGAGCCUCAAGUACGACGAGGCCAUGGAGCUCGCGUACUUCGGGGCCCAGGUGCUCCACCCGUCGGCCAUGCUCCCGUGCAUCGACGACAACAUCCCCGUCUACGUGCGCAACAUCUUCAACCCGUCCUUCGAGGGCACGGUCAUCGAGGGCCGCUCCGACACGCUCGCGGCGUCCUGGGGCAAGGUCGAGGACGACGAGGACGCGGCGCUCAUCAAGGGCAUCACGUCCAUCGACGACGCGUCGCUGUUGACGCUCGAGGGCGCGUCCCUCGCCGGCGGCGCCUCGGAGGUCGGCGAGAAGGUCCUGGCGGCCAUGUCCAACGCCAAGGUGUCCGUGCUCAUGAUCACGCAGGCGAGCUCCGAGUCGUCCGUGACGAUCGCGGUCCCCGCGAACCAGGGCCAGCUCGCGAUCCGCGCCGUCGAGGGCGCCUUCGAGCUCGAGCUCGCGCGGUCGACCGUGGGGUCCGUGUCGCUCCUCGAGGACAUGUCCAUCGUCGCCAUCGUCGGCGAGGGCAUGGCGAAGCGGCCCGGCGCGUCGUCGACGUUCAUGUCGGCGUUGGCCGGCGCGGGCGUCAACAUCGCCAUGAUCGCCCAGGGGUCGUCGGAGCGCCAGAUCGCCGUCGCCGUGCCCAAGGACGCGGCGACGCGCGCGCUCCGGGCCGCCCACGCGGCGUUCACGCUCGGCGAGAAGGCGACGUCCGUCGCGGUGCUCGGCGCGUCCGGCGCUUUAGGGGCGCAGCUCCUCAAGCAGCUCAAGGCCCAGCAGGAGACGCUGGAGACGGAGCUCAAGACGGAGUACAAGGUCAUCGCCGUGGCCAACAGCGCGAAGAUGACGCUCGCGACGGCGGACCAGACCGCGGGGCUGCUGGGCGAGCUCGGGGCCGGCGCGGACGUGAACCCGCAGCGCGUCAUCAUCGACGCGACGGCGUCCGAGGACAUCGCGGCGCGCUACGAGGGCUGGAUCGAGGCGGGCAUCUCCGUCGUGUCGCCGUCGAAGCUCGUCGCCUCCGGCCCCGCGGGCCGCCGCGCGGCGUGCCUCAAGGCCGCGAAGCUCAACCGGGGCGCGACCUGGCAGUACGAGUCGUCCGUGGGCGCGGCGCUGCCCGUGCUCACGACGCUCCAGGACCUGCUGGCCACGGGCGACAAGGUCACGGAGAUCCGCGGGUGCCUCUCCGGCACGAUGGCGUACACCUUACGGAACCACCAGGAGGACAAGGCCUUCUCCGCGUCGCUCGCCGAGGCCUACGCCGCGGGCUUCACGGAGCCCGACGUCCGCGAGGACCUGAGCGGCGUCGACAUGGCGCGCAAGGUCGUGAUCCUCGCGCGCGAGCUCGGGUUGGACGUCGACGUGGAGGACGUCGACGUCGAGUCCAUCAUCCCCGCGGAGAUGGUCGACAAGACCUACGUCGCGGACCCCGCGGGCAAGGCCGCGGCCGUCUUCGCGGACCUCAAGGCCAUGGGCGUCGACGCGGCCAUGGACGAGCGGCUCGCGGCGGCCAAGGCGGAAGGCAACGUGCUCCGCUACACGUUCAUCGUCGACGCGGUCGCCAAGACCUGCGCCAUCAAGCUCCUCCCCACGGGGCCCAAGGAGUCCCUCUUCCGCCUCAAGGAGAACGAGAACCUCGUGUCCUUCACGACCGCGCGCUACGCGACCGCGCCCCUCAUCAUGAAGGGCUCGGCCGCGGGCGCGGAGCUCGCGGCGUCCGGCAUCUUCGCGGACCUCCUCCGCCUCUCGCGCACCUUCGGCUGA
This is a messenger RNA of Aureococcus anophagefferens, 2610 nucleotides long. RefSeq lists its product as hypothetical. Bases 1 to 2610 code for a protein of 869 amino acids. Gene Ontology annotation, molecular function: aspartate kinase activity; homoserine dehydrogenase activity; NADP binding. The transcript has 2 exons. The record is from RefSeq and is a predicted model, not a curated record. Lineage: Eukaryota; Pelagophyceae; Pelagomonadales; Pelagomonadaceae. Gene Ontology annotation, biological process: aspartate family amino acid biosynthetic process; L-homoserine biosynthetic process.